AUGGCCGACAAAAGUUUCGAACCAACAUCCUCUUGUAAAGGUUAUUUUCUCGCAAGAGCCAGCACAGAACAUGUGCCGCACAUUCAAUCCAUAAUCAGAGCUGCGUACUCUAAAUACAUCGACCGCAUCGGCAAAGAACCAGCGCCCAUGAAGGCCGACUACCACGAGCUCAUCAAGACGCAACUGGUCUACAUCCUUGUCGAUGAAGAGAGCGGUGCAGUGGUCGGUGCCAUUCUUCUUCGCCAUAAUUCUUCAGCGAGCGUACUGCACAUCAACAAUCUGGUCGUUGCACCGGAGGCCCAGGGCCGCGGCUACGGUCGAGUUUUGAUGAAGAGCGCCGAGGACGUCGCUCGAGCUUUCCUCUGCACUUCUCUGCAACUGUAUACCAAUGUUAAAAUGUAUGAAAAUCUCACCUUGUAUCCAAAGAUGGGUUUCACGGAGACGGAGAGGAAGACGGAGGACGGGUACGAAAGGGUGUUCUUUCGUAGGAAACUGGAUGGCGCCUAG
Messenger RNA from Colletotrichum orchidophilum, 507 nucleotides. RefSeq names its product acetyltransferase. The coding region runs from base 1 to 507 and encodes 168 amino acids. Lineage: Eukaryota; Fungi; Ascomycota; Sordariomycetes; Glomerellales; Glomerellaceae. Gene Ontology annotation, molecular function: acyltransferase activity, transferring groups other than amino-acyl groups. The transcript has a single exon. The record is from RefSeq and is a predicted model, not a curated record.